Soboliphyme baturini is the source of this 207-nucleotide messenger RNA. The record is from the annotation of a GenBank genome assembly. NCBI's taxonomy places the organism in Eukaryota, Metazoa, Nematoda, Enoplea, Dioctophymatida, Soboliphymatidae.
AUGACCAAACGGGACCGGUUCGGUUACGAGGACGACGUCGACGACGACGAACAGAGUGGAGGACAGGUAUUACACGAAGGUGGUCGUUCGCUUGGUCGCUCGAUCGUCGCUCAAUCGCUUUUGCACAAUGCCUGUCUUGCUGUCGUGAAACAGGGAACACAAAUAAAUAGUGCACCAUUGACUGCCGCUAGACUCGACUUCAACUAA